AUGGUGAAGCCAUUUCAUUUGCUUUUCACUGGAAGUCUGGUUGGUUUAUCCGCCAUUUCAGGCUUGUUGUUGCUGUUGUACCACUGUGCACCUGUCCUGUACUACCUGUGCACAGGGAUACUGCUAGGUUCAGUGGGAUACUGUCUGGUUCUGUACUUGGCGCCGAAGAGCCGGGUGAAUGGGAACGGCAAAGCUGUCUUCAUUACAGGCUGUGACAGUGGUUUUGGAUUUGGUCUUGCCAAACGCCUGGACUCGCUGGGGUUCACGGUGUUUGCCGGCUGUCUGCUGGCAGACAGUGGUGGGGAGGGGGAGAAGAAACUCCGGGCGGAGUGCUCGAGCAGGCUGAGUACUGUUCAGAUAGACGUGACUGAUGAUGGACAGGUGAAGGCCGCUGUACAACAGGUCAAAAACAGUCUACCGACUGAGUCUGAAGGUCUCUACGCACUGGUGAACAAUGCUGGAGUCUGGCAGCCGGGAGAGAUAGAGUGGGUCAGCAUCGCCGCCUACCGACGUGUGAUGGAAGUGAACACCUUCGGUACAUUGCGGGUCACCAAGGCUUUCUUGCCUCUGAUUCGUAGGGCGAAAGGACGAGUCGUCAACGUCACUAGCGCGGAGGGGCUUCACUCAACUCCGACUGUUUCUGCUUACUGCAUGACCAAGGCGGCCUUGGAAUCUUUUUCGGACGCACUCAGACACGAGAUGCACAAAUGGGGCGUCAAAGUCAUCAUCGUGGAGCCUGGCAGCUUUGGGCCGGCCACAAACAUCGCAUUGCCAGGGGUCUAUCAGGUACAGGGAGGAAAUUUGCGGAACAGCAUUGAAGAGGUCGUGAAGAAGGAUUAUGGGAUGGAGUACUUCGACUUCAAGAAGGCAGAAUUAAGAACCUUGGAUGACGAAGGCGCGACAGAUCCUAGCCCUGUUAUAGAUGUUCUGGCGGACGCCGUCACCUUGACCACCCCGUCCCAUCGCUACUUGGUCGGGUCGAGUUUUGAGGACUACGUGACUUGGAUGUGGCUGGGGCACUUCCCCACCCGGUGGACUGAUUCUACAGAAGGAAAUGACAAGGAAGGAGACCCUAAACCAGCAAUGUUACCUAAAACUAACUAG
Molecule: messenger RNA, 1104 nt
Organism: Branchiostoma belcheri (Belcher's lancelet)
Lineage: Eukaryota; Metazoa; Chordata; Leptocardii; Amphioxiformes; Branchiostomatidae
Product: D-beta-hydroxybutyrate dehydrogenase, mitochondrial-like
Exons: 7
Coding region: 1-1104 (367 amino acids)
Molecular function (GO): oxidoreductase activity
Source: RefSeq, a predicted model, not a curated record